This is a messenger RNA of Botrytis cinerea B05.10, 1671 nucleotides long. RefSeq lists its product as hypothetical. The record is from RefSeq and is a predicted model, not a curated record. Lineage: Eukaryota; Fungi; Ascomycota; Leotiomycetes; Helotiales; Sclerotiniaceae. Gene Ontology annotation, molecular function: protein binding. The coding region runs from base 210 to 1457 and encodes 415 amino acids. The transcript is spliced from 2 exons.
GGAAGCCACAAAAUAUACUAUCAUCUGCCAUACGAAACCUUUAUUUUGCUUCCAUCACAAUGAUUCCUCUCUGCUUCAUUGAAAGAUUGGCAAAUUCUUUGUUUAAGCCGUGAAUAAUUCCGGAACACGAACACUAACAGCGCUGUAAGAUCAGAAAGGUCGGACCACUGAGGAACCAUUGAAGCACCCUCGACGUUGGACCCCAAAUAAUGGCUCUCGACGCACAGAGUAAUUGGAAUGUGGAGAUGUCGCAGCCUCUCAAGUUAUCCAUUAGAUCACAAAAUUCAGAGCCCAAGCUGGCUUCUGGAACAAUGGCAGAGCUUUAUCGUAAAGCUCCUGCGCAGGAGAUCCUUCUCCCGAUGGAGAUAAUUUCUCAGAUCCUAUCUUACAUUCCUAAUCGCUUGGAUACUCAAUACACUUUCUACUCAUGCGCGCUGGUAUCUAGGAUCUGGUAUUCGGCAUCUAUCGCUAUUCUAUAUGAGCGACCAUAUCUUAGUGGCACAAACUUUAAUAACUUUGUAGCCACUGUUUGCCCCUCCAAAAAUGCACAUAUACGGCAAUCCGCACUCGCACCUUUGGUCCGCCGGCUUGAUAUGGGAGGAUUAGUUCACAAUAGUUCUAGGAGCUUGACUGCGCGUUUACUGGGCCGAUUAAAGGGGAAUCUUGUCGAAUUUGUAGCACCACAGGCCUCAUUCGCUAUCAACUCCUUCCCCGCUCUCAGCAAAUGUACCCAACUCCGAUACCUGGAUCUUUCCUUGAUCUCCGCUUCGAUAUCGACCCGCUUACUGUUUCAAACUCUCAAGACACUGCUAGAACUCGAAACAUUACUUUUUCCGCGAACCUCGAAUAGUGAUCAAGACAGAAUUGACGAAGUAUAUGAAUGGCCACCAAAGCUACAAGGCCUCCAUUUAGCAGGCGGAGUCGAUGACCACUUCCUUCGGACUCAUCUUCGCCAUGUCCCAUCGACACUUUCACGUUUCAGUAUUCAACACUGCAGUAUGGUGUAUGCUCCUGCACUUUUAGAAACCUUAGAGCACCUGGGACCUCAAUUGCAACACCUAACAAUUCGACACCCGAUGAAUCGUAUGGGUGUUGGGGCCUUAGACUACGUCCUUUUGGCGUGCUCGUCCUUAACCGCUUUCCGAAUAUCUGCCGAUUUUAUCACAGAUGCAUUGUUCGAAAAUAUUACCCCCGGCCACCCCUUGCGAAUAUUAGAUUUGGAUUGCAGCGGCACAGCAGGCACGGAGGUUAAUAUUACUGCUGGGGCAGUCUACGAUGCAGUGGAAGAAGGAAGAUUGCCAUUUUUGAGGAGCGUGAGGGUUAGCUCUAGGCUGGCUUGGAAUGCAACUCAGAGUGGAAGGCAAGAUAUAAUUGACUUGAUAGAAACAAUGGAGGAUCUCGAAAAUGAGACUCCACUUGGGAUAGAGCCAAUAGGUGUCUGGUUUUCAACGGAUUGAUGAGCUAGGCGGUACUUCUCAUCGGUUCAUGUUCGAAGUUGUAACAGAUAGUCAAGUAACACACUGAGGUAUUUUGUAGUACCUAGGACACUACGCCCAAGAUUUUUAACCAGUUUAGCAAGUUGCUUACAACAGGGUUUGGAUCGUGGCAUUUCAUUCAAUAAUUCCCAUGUGUUUCCUGGAUACCCUGAGUGUGUCACAAAAUGUUAAACCA